AUGGCUGAAAAACUCGAGGACCUGAAUCUCCCGAUGACUGUUGUGACGAGAAUAGUGAAAGAAGCACUACCAGAGGGCGUUUCAAUAUCAAAGGAGGCGCGAACCGGUCUCGCAAAAGCCGCAUCAGUUUUUGUGCUUUACGUGACUUCUGCAGCUACAAAUAUAGUCAAAAAUAAGAAAAGGAAGGCUUUGACGGGUCAGGAUGUGUUAGACGCUAUGAGGGAUAUAGAAUUCGACAGAUUUGUUGAGCCGCUCGGCGAAGCUUUAGAACAAUACAAACAGAUGGUGUCCGCGCGGAAAUCUGGUGGUGGCAAGAAGAAGGAUGAAGGAGAGGAGGUGGAAAUGAUAGAGGAUGACUGA
Messenger RNA from Spodoptera littoralis (African cotton leafworm), 360 nucleotides. NCBI's taxonomy places the organism in Eukaryota, Metazoa, Arthropoda, Insecta, Lepidoptera, Noctuidae. The record is from the annotation of a GenBank genome assembly.